UUUAACUUCAGUGGAACACAACGUUGUUGUACAAAUUAUCGACAAGAUAAAGGCUUCUGCAUACCCUGUGAAGUAGGUACAUAUGGUGAUAACUGUUCAGGAGGACCGUGUCCUUAUGGAUUCUAUGGAUUUGGAUGUGAGAGUAAAUGUAACUGUACCGCUAAUCAAUUCUGUGACAGGAAAAUAGGGUGUGUUAACAAAACUUUAAAUGGUAAGAAAUCUUAUCAUACCAGUAAAAUGAGGGUAUUUAGAAGUUACAUGUAUUCAGAGAUUUACAGAGAAAACGACCCCUCAUACCUUCAUACAGUUGUUGCUGUUGCAAUGGCAGUAAUUCUAAGUGUCGGAUCAAUUUUAGCCAUCAUCGUCUUUUUUUUCAAUGAGAGAUUAAAGUUUCUACGCCAGUAUCUGACAAGUAGAAUAGGGACAAACUAUGUUGGAAACGACAAUUCAAGCCGUGAAUCAGAGGAGCCGCAAGAGGACUACUCUCAGAUGACAAGGGCCUCUAACAACUACAACAUACUGAGCUUCAACAAAAGAUUUAACGUAGUUUCUAGAAUCAAUGACACAGAGGAAGGCGAAAUUUACGAUCAAGGUUGCGUCGCUAUUUCAAGUCAAACGGAAGAGUCUGAGGACAGUUAUGUUUCCUUAGCACUGAGGCAGAACAAAGUGCUGUUUUCUGCAAAUGCUAUCAAGGAAGUCAUCGACGGAAAACAGGAAAAUGCAAUCGCUGAUAAUACACGAGGCCUUAGGGAUAGCUAUAUUACACUUGCACUGAAUCCGAACAAUUCUUCUAGAAUUACAGGAAACAUCGAGGAAAACACUGGAAAAUAUGCAAAUCUAAAGACACAGACAGGAUAUUCAAAUAGGGGCGAUCGGGAUAUUUAUGCAAAUACUCUGCCAAAACUUCCUUUAAACUAUUUUGUACUUGAAAAUAACAAGUACAGUUCAAAUGAGAAAAGAAGUCACAUGAAUGAUACGUUAUGA
This is a messenger RNA of Saccostrea echinata, 984 nucleotides long. RefSeq lists its product as uncharacterized. The record is from RefSeq and is a predicted model, not a curated record. NCBI's taxonomy places the organism in Eukaryota, Metazoa, Mollusca, Bivalvia, Ostreida, Ostreidae. The annotation marks the transcript as partial. The transcript is spliced from 5 exons.